Messenger RNA from Epinephelus moara (kelp grouper), 3668 nucleotides. RefSeq names its product collagen alpha-1(IX) chain. The transcript is spliced from 27 exons. Bases 546 to 2837 code for a protein of 763 amino acids. NCBI's taxonomy places the organism in Eukaryota, Metazoa, Chordata, Actinopteri, Perciformes, Serranidae. The record is from RefSeq and is a predicted model, not a curated record.
ACACUAAAAUUGUGUUACUGUUUUUUAAAGCAAUUAUAGUCUAAGUUUCUUUAACAGCGCCCACAAAGGUCUUUUUUUCAAAUUGUACCAGUGGCUGUGAUCGGAGACGUGUAAAACCUCUGCACAGUAAAACUCAAAAUACUCUUUCCUGAGAAGUGCGCUGAACAAACCUUUGCUAAAAUAUAGACUCAUUCUUUGACAAUACCAUUAUUAUCUUCUGUCUGUAGCUACAUAAAAGCCCUCGUAUGUUAUAUUUCCCUCAUGUGAUGACUCAGUUUACUGGACUAGGUGUAACUGGCCUAUGAGGAGAGACAGAUCCCCUGGGGACCAAAGGUGGAGUGGAGCUCAGGGGUCAAGCUCCUCAGGGACCCAGAGUGUGUAGUUUGAAUGGUCCUCCUGUUCAGCUCAAACACUGGGCCGCCGAUGGCACUUUAGAGUUGGAUACAUCCUCACACCAGGGACUGAUAGAGACCCGUCUGCAGGAGUCAAGGGACUUUCUUUUUCAGGAAUAUGCACUUAUAGCCUCUGACUUCAAACAUUUGAAAAUGCCAGCCUCCAAAGAAAUGCUGGUGUUUGCAGCACUCUGUGUCUUCCUGGUCCUCACCCAAUGUCAAAAGCUGCCAAGUUUUGAUCUGCUGGAGGAGUUUCGUGUGCCCGAGUCGAGAGGAGUGAGGAGAGUGGACGGCUCUCAACCAGAGGCGGUGGCCUACCGUGUCAACCCCUCUAUACAUCUACGGAGAUCCAUGAGCGAUGUGUAUCCAGAUGGACUUCCUUCCGACUACUCUGUCAUCGCAACAUUUAAAGUGACCAAGGACACAGCCAGAAAAUCCUGGGACCUGUGGCAGGUCAGUGACCCCAAAGGACGAGAGCAAGUCGGCCUGCGUUUCCAGGGUGACACACGUUCUUUAGACUUCUUCUACACCAGCCCCCAUGGGAGCCAGAUGCUGAGGACCUUCCACGGUGUGGAAAAGUUGUUUGACGGAGAGUGGCACAAGUUGGCGCUGAGUGUGAAGGGCAGCCAGGUGAAGCUGCUGAUAGACUGUGAAGAGGUCAGCGUGGAGUCCAUUGAUGAGCCAAGGCCAGUCAUCCACCGAGGGUACACCUCCAUCGUCAAGCGGGCCGCAGGAGAUCGCUCUGUGUCUGUGGACCUCCAGCAGAUGGAGGUGUCAUGUGACCCAGAGCAGGCUUACUCAGAGGGCUGCUGCGAGCUCUCCAGUGUGUGUGGUGGGUACGCAGAGAUCGGCCUAACAGCUGGAAGAGCGUCUUGCAAAUGUAUGCAUGGACAACCAGGCGUUCAGGGACCUCCAGGGCCACAGGGUCACAGAGGGCUUCCAGGAAAAGCCGGAGACCAAGGAAGACAAGGAAACUGGGGAAUCCGAGGAAACACAGGAGCAUAUGGCAACAUUGGUGAGACAGGCCCAAAGGGUGAAGAGGGAAUCAAAGGCGAGAAAGGAAUGAGAGGACUCUGGGGCCAAGUGGGAGACAGAGGUCCUAAGGGGCUGAAAGGAUUAAAGGGGGCAGCGGGCUUCAAGGGAGUUCGUGGACCACCUGGAGAUAUUGGAGAGACUGGGAAACUAGGCGAAAUUGGUACUAAAGGCGAAAUAGGAUAUGAAGGGAUUCCCGGAUUUCAAGGAGUUAAGGGAGAAAAAGGAACCUCUGGUGUAGCAGGGCGUGCUGGGCCCAGAGGAAAGCAGGGUAUUGUGGGAGAUCCUGGAGAGACGGGAACUCCUGGAGAGAAGGGGACGCCUGGGAUCCAAGGACCUGUGGGCAGAGCUGGCACCAUCGGACCGAAGGGCAUUAUUGGAGAUCCGGGCUUGCCUGGCAGAGACGGUGAUCCAGGAAUAGAGGCUUAUCAAGGACCACAGGGUCUCAGUGGAAGACUCGGGAGAAGUGGAACAAAGGGAGAGAAAGGCCAACUUGGGCCAGCGGGAGAAAUGGGUCCCCAAGGCCAAACUGGCCCAAGAGGUUACAAGGGUUCUGCAGGGAAGCCAGGAAGACCUGGAUUUAUCGGCCCACCGGGACCUACUGGACACGUGGGUGUGCCUGGAAAACCAGGGUCCAAGGGUGACACAGGAAUCCAGGGAAUUCAAGGAGUUAAAGGUGGACAGGGGGAAAAAGGAGUUAAGGGCCCCAAAGGAAAGGUUGGAGACAGGGGUGCGCAGGGUCCUCAGGGAGGACGGGGGAAGCGUGGCCCCGUAGGCCCACCUGGACGUGCAGGCCCUGUCGGAGUCAAGGGGAUCCGAGGUGAAGGAGGACCAGAUGGCUUUCAGGGGCCCCCGGGGCCACCGGGCCCAACCCUCCCUGCCCAACAUGUGAUCGAGGUUUGUCAGAAAGUGGUCCUGGAGCAGAUGUCCACCUUUGCCAACUCAGUGAAGAGGACAUGUGCUGCAGUUUGUCCUCUAUACGGGGACGUGCCCAUGGGUGCCCCUGGUCCUCCCGGACAGAAAGGACCCCCCGGACCUCCUGGUGACCCUGGUAAUGAUGGUGUUGAUGGAGAAGCUGGCCUGCCGGGAUUCUAUGGAGAAGCCGGGGAACUGGGCCGAAAAGGAGAAACAGGUGACCGAGGAGAGCAAGGUGAUAAAGGACCAAAAGGUUACGGCCUACCUGGCUACUUUGGAGACCAGGGACCAAAGGGUCAACGUGGACGUCCCGGCCGAGCCUUUCAUGGUCAGCCAGGGAAGCAGGGUGAGAGGGGACACGUGGGCAGGCCUGGACUCAGGGGCCACGCAGGUCUCAGAGGACCUCCAGGUGUUUGUGUCACCUCUGGGUGUGCUCAGCUGAACUCCACCAGUGGGACUCCUCAGCCCGCACCGCGGAGGUUGAGGAAUCGCCCAUAGAGGGAAAAAAGGAGGCUGUGUGGACGGUGAAUUGAAUAUUGAGCUUAAAGGAGGAAAACACGGUAGAUUGUCUUUGUUAAUAUGUGUUUGUUCAAAUAAAUUGAAAUUUUCAUGUAAAUAUGCAACCCAAUUGGAACCUGAACUGAACUUCUGGGAAGACAAAGACAGCACCUCUGUGAUUUGAAGGGUAACAAAACAUAUUUGUAAAAAACAACUGUCUUCAUUUGAAAGUUUUAUUUAAACAGAUUUCACAAGUCUGAGUUGUCUUCAAACAUCUGUUCUUUAUAAUAAAAAUCCAAAAUUUAUACUGAUGUUUUUUAGACCAUUGUGUAAAAGCCUGAUUAGCUCCCCCAAGGAGGUUAUGUUUUCUGUACAGUUUGUUUCAAAUCUGUUUCAAAUCCGCCAGGUGACGCAUUUUCACUGGCUCUAGGGCUGUUGCUAGAACUAAACAUUGUACUUCCUCAUAUUUGAAUGCCUGCCACUGGGAUACAGAGUAUAGAAGCAGAUCAAGAGAGAGACCCGCCCCUCUCUUGAAUUUAGACCAAACUCAGUUCAAACUGUAAAACUAGGCAACACUGAUCAAACACAAGCCGAGAUUCUGUUAUAUUGCUGUUUAUUUUAUAUAUAAAUGUCUUCAGAAGCAUAUUUUAGUGCACUGUUUGGCUGUAAAACAAGAAUUUGCAAACAGAAAGUGGGUUUCAUUCUGUUUCCUGUAUUGUCAAAACUGAGGCUUAAAAUAAUGAGAUCAAACUGUAAAACUUAGCAGAGCCGAUCAAACAAGAUUCUUUUACAACACUGGCUAUUUCUCUCCUAAAAUGAUGGAAAAAAACA